AUGGCUGCUGGCUUCGUCUCUGCUACACGAAUGAAGAGGGCCAUAAUGCUCUAUGAGUGGGUUACUUAUGAUGGGGUUGUCCUUGAUGAUGAAAGUAUUUUCAAUGGCCUGGAUUUGGCAGCUGCCUUGGAAAUAUUUCCUGAGCGUGUCGCAAAUGAGCGGGUCGAUUUUGAGAUCAGAGAGGAGAGCCUCAGGGACGCGAUAGAGAAUGCCGAAGAAGGCGACUGGGAUGAAAACCCUCUUGAGCCAUACGCUCUGUAUCAGGCAGAGUGUGUUGUUACCCAUAUGUAUGUGGAGGAUGAUGUUGCGGUGAAUGGCGGGGGUUUGUUGCAUGUGUUUUUGGACGACCGUGGGAAUGUGGUCAGGCAAUGGCGGGUGCAAGAUGAUGGAUCGGAGAGUAAUUAUGAUGGCGCUUGGUUUGAGCGUGUUUGGAAAGGGGACUUUGAAGGCGAGCGUGGAGAAGUCGGUCCUGCUUAUCAGGAGGGUGGAAGCCGAGGUCCCCCAUACACUCUUUGA
Penicillium robsamsonii is the source of this 516-nucleotide messenger RNA. RefSeq lists its product as uncharacterized. The transcript has 2 exons. The record is from RefSeq and is a predicted model, not a curated record. The coding region runs from base 1 to 516 and encodes 171 amino acids. NCBI's taxonomy places the organism in Eukaryota, Fungi, Ascomycota, Eurotiomycetes, Eurotiales, Aspergillaceae.